AGUUUUUAGGUGAUCAUGACAGAGGACGACAACCCUCUCUUGACGAAGCAGUCGACCAUUUGCAAGAAACAUACAAGUACUAGUACUAACAGAAAACUAUGAUAUAUAAAAGUUGCACACACGUUGCAAAAUAUUAUGGGUUGGGGGCGAAUUAUUAGGUUGCUCAAAUGACUUGGUCUUGCUAAAUGGAAAAUUUUGAAAAUUCGAACAUGCAAAUGCCAUUUCCUGUGAUUUAGGCAUUGAGUUGUUCACACCAGUUUUACCUCGAGGCAAAACUAGCCUGGCAAAUUGACCAUAUUUUAGCCAAAAAUCAACAAUUUGAUGAACCAUGAUCACACAAGGUUUAGAAGGAAGGAAGUUUUAGACGUCUCUGUUGCUCUGUUUACAACGGCAAAAUACAUAGAGGAUAUUACACGGCGGCGCGAAGAUAUGACUUUUAUCUUCGAGUGGUGAAAACAAUACUUCAGUCACCAUGUAAUGUUCUGUUUAUUAUAUAGUCCCAAGCAAAGAAUUGUAUAAAAUACUAAAAGUCAUGUGAUCGAUAUCUUCACUAGUGAAGAUUGAAGAUAUGGAAAAUGUGUCACUGUGUAUUUUUCAGUAUCUCACUCUCUACUAUAUAAUAAAGAUUAUCAUGUUAUGUUUCAAGCUGGGACAAGUGCUAUUUAAAUUAGGUUGUCGAACGUUUCUCAAUCAUAAACCCUGUGUUAAUCUUGAUCCUUAAACUGUAUCAUUUUCAUACGAUGGAGAAUAGAUGACAGGUUUUCUUCUGCAUUCAUUUGGUUCAACAAGUUUGUUUGCCAUCGCCUUCCCAUCCUAUACGUGCUUAAUUAAGAUCGCUAAUAUCUUGCUUCACAGUGCUUCUAAAUCCAUAAAAAAUAUUAACAUAUUAUGCAAAUACUUUAUAUUUUUAAAAUCCACCAUAUUUAUUUACAUUAGUGCCCAGGCUUUUGCGGUUCACACAAACUAUUACGCCACGCCUCUGAUGUCACACCCAUUAUUUCCACUGAUAAUAGGAGGGUAGGAUCAAAGUGGGCAUUGUCAUUUGCUAACCCAAUCAGCUGUCUGGGUUCUGUCGCAUGUGACCUGUUCAAAUUGAUGCUUUAUGAUUAAGUGAUACCAUAGCAGCCUCGAUAAUAUAUGUGCCAUCUAAGGAAGUUGGGGACAUAUAUAUGAAAAUAACGUUUCCUCCUUAUAUACAUUAUCUUGUAUCUACUGUAAUUCCUUAAUAUUACCCAUUUCUGCUUGAGACCAAACCUGUGUCGCAUUCUCUGAAAAUUGUUUAAUUAAUGUACCAAACUUCUAUAAAGAGUCCUCAAUAGUCCAACAAGUUAUUUUGUUAUCCUCAAUUUAAUACAAUUUGUAAUGGGGUAAACUUCUAAUUUACUCCAGAGAGUAUGAAAGAAAGAAGAGAGGGGCAUUCAGGAUCUCUGUGCAAAAAGGUAAAACUACUUGGGUUCAGAGGGGGGGGGUAACUUAUGUACAAAGUUUUCACAAUUCUAGGGGUGCCGGGGCAUGUUCCACCGGGAAAAAGUUAAAUUUUGAGUCUUUGAAAUGCCCCUGCUCACAGUUUAAAAUUUCCAGUAUCCCUUUGCGAUGUCUACAUGUACAAUACUAAAACUGGUAUUUGAUACCAAACUGUGAAUAUUCGUCUUGUAUCACAAAUUGAUACUACAGAAUUUUGAAGAUUUGAAUAACAUUGAAAUUCUUCGGUGAUUCCGGAACAGCUUUGAAUAUGUAGUACUAAAUCUGCCAAAAUAAAAAUAACCAGUAUAGCGUAUGGACGUUUGUGGAAAGUUUAUGUACAUACUUUUUGUGUAUGUUGGUGUUAUGUACUGUAUGUUAUGUACAUUAUGAUGUUUGUGGUGUUAAUCUGAGUGUACAUCCACACCGGGCAAGCUGAAACGUUUGCCUGACCUUUGGAAUCGAACCCGCGAUUCUUACCAAGAGCAGCAGUAAAACAUUUGUGAACUUAAGCCCGUUUUCCACUUCACCAUUUCGCUCGCCUCCCCACGCUCGAUUACAUUAAAACAACAUUUCCAGUUCACUUUUAUAAUACAUGACUCCGAUUCUCCAUUUACAGUAACGUACUAAGGUACAUUUUGAAUUACGUUGGACAAAGCUACAGUUCGGUUGGACACCACGACAAUACACUCGGGUCGGACAAACAAUAAACCUCAGUUUCACUCAGGUCAAACAAAAUGUCCGGUGGUUUCCUCUCUAUGUUGGACAAUUUCACGAAUGGGUCGGACGCGACGGACAAUUUCUGUGAGCGACCGAUAUUUUAAGGCCUGAAUAAUAGGAUAUGACUUGCCAUAUUUGUACCUAAGGUUCAGUGCAGGAAAAGUUCGCUGUUUAAACCGGACCUAAAAGAUACUUAUUUGAAUGGGUCAGGGAAAUAUUACUUAUCGUCUCCACUCUCCAGUAUUCAGCUGUGGGAUCCCAAAUUCUUUUGGGGUACUAAGAUCCUUGUUUCGCGGUUGGAUUCUAAAAAAAUCAUCGUAAUGUUGGAAAAUCCAGAUGCUCUUCUCGGAGGGAGUAGAAUUUGAAAUUCUUCUUAUUUAAUUAUAUUUUCUCUCAGUUUAUCAAGCAAUAAAGAAUGAAAGUGCCGAGGAUAGAAAACUUCAAGAACUAGAAGACAAAUUUCUGGGAAAGAGAAAGCAAGAUGACAGUUUAAUGUAAGAAUUUUUAAUGGACUAAAUUAUAUACCUGUGGCUAAAUUUUUGGUUUUUGUCAAGCGGUAGAAAGUAGUGCAUUUGGCAACCAACAACGGCGACGCUAGAAAACAAAUUUAUACUUUUGUAUUCGAGCCAAAACCUAUACAUUACUAAACAUUUAAAAGCAUUUAUUUCUCAUCGUUACGAUUUGAAAAAGGUAUCAUAGAAAAGCUAAAUAACAGCUCUUUCGUCCUAUGUAAAAAUUGAAUUGUUUAGCUUAGUUUAUGAUGCACCACAGACACCCUGUAUAUGUCCAGCAAGUUCUCAUGACGUUGAAUUCCAUCUUUCUUUCAGAACAAUCGAGUUGAGUGAUCCUGAAGGUGGACUCAGUCUUUCUUCUGACUCCGAGUUUUCUGAGGAUGAAAUGAGAAAAAAUGUACCGGUGAGUUAUUUGAAACUUUUUAAAAGCACCGCUCAGCGGAAUUUGUUACUUGAAAAGUUGAAGAUAUUAACCCAACACACAUGUUUCACAAUUAAGGUCUUAUAUAAUAGUGUAUGACACUACGGCUAACAGUCCGUUAAAAAUUUACUACGUUUCUAGUAUUAAGACUAUAUUGUGUUUACACUAUAACCGAGCGGUUGGCUGUAGCGUACUAACUACGGAAUUAUAUUGUGUUUACACUAUAACGGAGUGGUUUGCCGUAGCGACUAACUACGGAAAUCAAUUCCGUUAAAAAUUCACUACGUUUCUUAGUAUUGUGUUUAUACUAUAACGGAGUGGUUUGCCGUAGCGUAUUAAGUACGGACCACUACGUUUGGCACUCCGGAUGCAAAUCACUACGCUACGGUAAAUUUGCUGUAGCGUCAUAGUGUAAACACGGCCUCGCAGUCUAACCUGUAUACGUCCACACAAACUGAAAAUACUGUUGACACUUUCAGUGAUUACGGAAGUUCGAGAUAAACAAAACUUAAGGCUGCAUUCCAGUUACGCGUUUUUCAAAAAGUUGAAUUCGCUUAAAAUUUCAUAUAAGUGCAAAUAACCUGAACAAAUACACAUUAAAUCAUACACAAAACUGAAUGCUGUCGUUUUAUCAAUUUAGUUAUUUCAUAGGUAGGAUGUAAAGGGGCUUCAACGAUCAUAAGGGGCUUCGGUGGCCAAGUGGUUAGCGCACUUGCCUUUCACCUCUGAGGCUGCAGGUUCGAAUCUCACUAAGUACCUUCUCAGUGCGACUCGAACCCAGUCCCCAUGUGAAAAGAGUAAAAGUCAACGCUCUGCCGAAAGCCGUGGGUUUUCCCCGGGUACUCCGGUUUCCUCCCACAGGGAAAGUUGACAGGGUGGGUUAGGUAAAAAGGGCCCACAGUAAUUGGCAUAUGCUGUUGUGGUGACCCUGCCCUAGUUGGCAAAGCUAAAUAAAGCGAAUUCAACUUUUACGUUUAAUAGAGGUGACUGUUAAUAAAGGUCACUUAAAUAGUAUUUAUAAUAAUAUAUUAUGAAAUUUUCAGGACUUUGCCACAUGACCGCUUGACAACGGGUGCAGACUGCUUGAUACGAAUUACAGGUAAACUACUAGCCCGCGUGCAGGCCCAAGGGAGCAGGCCCAAGGGAACUUGAUAGUGGGCCUGCAAGCAAGGCCCGGUAUUUUGUACUUUCCGCGUUCGCCCACGAACGCGGCAUUCUGAUUGGCUGUUUGCUGUUGGAUUCUAUAAUUAGGUCAGUGAUUCAUCACAAAGGCUCUCGAUAAGCUCAAAAUUCGAAAAUUGAUCACUUUUUUCGAUUAUAAAUGGAACAAGAACAGACUGUUUAUUGUUUACUAGAAGGAAGAGAUGUUUUUGCCGUUAUGCCAAUGGGGAUUGCUUGUCGUGAGUUGUUGGAAUAGCAACAUUACGACUGGGGUACCUUUACUUGAGUUUCAUUAAUUUCAAACAGAUUUGUUACGUUAUAUGUUCCUCAAGAAAAUUAUCUUUUGGUUGAUGUUGAGAUGCAGUUGCAUGUAAGCCUAUUAGAAACACUUUGCGAUUUACAAGGCUUCGCUGAGAGAACGAAACAGAAGACGGUAUAUUUAAAUUGCCGUUUGAAACGAAACGAUCUGGACUCUGAACGCUCUCUUCUUUUGUAGAGUUCUUUACCAAAUGAAAUAACUCAAAUAAAUUUCGUACUUUCCGCCGCCAACAAGAAUUGCACACACGAUCUGAUAAGUGAGACAAUUUUUUUAUAACAAUGCCAACGGCGACAGCGAAACAACAUUAUAAAUGCUAAUGUGGUCGCACGACUUCCCUCACGAUCUGAAGUUUGAGACUGGUUUUCUGUUGAAAUUCGUCCUAAUUUGCCUGUUCCGAUUUUAGUUGAAAAUGAGCACUUGCAAAUUUGGCAAUUACUGACUGCGUUCAGUGCGUUGCUUGCUUUUUUGGAGUUAAAACGCAGCCAUUUACACAUUGUUUAUGUUCUGAAUAUGCAGAGAAAACCUCGCAACAUUUUAAUGCGAGUUUGUUUGUUAAUAUUUGGGUGCUGUCAUUGGUUCUUUUUUGACACUUGACGCGCGAAUGGGGCGUGUUAUGAAAAGGGGCGUUUUACAAAAUACCGGGCCUUGCUUGCAGGCCCACUAUCAAGUUUCCUUGAGCCUGCUCCCUUGGGCCUGCACGCGGGCUAGUAAACUACGUGAAGCGUUCCUCUUUUGACUUCAUAACUCAUUUGGAAUUUCCCUCAUUAGCUUUGCAAAUUUGAAAAACUCUUUGCAAAUCCCUUGAGGAAUUUGCAAUAUUCCUAUCGGAUGUUGCAAUAUUCCAAUGCAACAAACUUCAUUUUACAUUUUCCUAACUUCCUGUUUUAAUUUCCUAACUUCCUGUUCUGUUCUGAGCGUUGUUAUUGGCAGUGGCGUAGCCAGCCCGACAAUUUAGUCCCGCUAUGCAAAUUCAAAAUUAUUAUCAUCAUUCAUUUCUUUAGAAAUUGAUUGUUUUACAGGCAAUGAACACGAAAAUAUUUGCAUAGCGGGACUAAAUCGUCGGGCUGGCUACGCUGCUGGUUAUUGGUCGAUUAUUUUUGUUAGUCAAUUGCAACGCCCAGAACAGAACAGGAAGUUAGGAACUUGUAACAGGAAGUUAAGAACUUCUAACAGGAACUGUGGAAAGUUUAAUUGGCUUUUAGCAACAUUGCAAAUUUCCUCAAGGGAUUUGCUAGGGAGUUUUUUAAAUUGGAAAAGUAAUCAGGAAAAUUGCAAUCAAUUUAGAAACUCAAAAGAGGAACGCUUCACGUAGUUUACCUGUAAUACGGUGUCGCUUAAUAUAAGUUCGACUGUAUUUAAGUUGGAUGCACUUAUAAUUGCAUUUCUGCACGGGGUCAUAACCUUAAUAUUCUUUCUAUUGGUUUCCUCUAAAUUUGUUCUUUUAUUUAUAUUAUUACAAUUAUCUUUUCACACUCGACUUUUUCUCUUCCUUCGACUUCAGACUGGAAAUUUAGUGAAUCGAUCCAUGCACGAAAUGUACAAGACGUCGAACUCGAGAAAAAAUUCAGAAGACGAAACAGAAAGACCCACAAAUGACGCCUCGAACUCAUCGCAAAUAUUUACGGAAGUAAUCAUGCGAGUAAAUUACGAAAACGCAACACCGUCGCCAGAUAAUCGGAGUAAUUUGAACGAAAAUGAAACGAGUAUCUCGGCCAAAAACAAUGAUGUUACCAAUGAUGUCCGCACACCUAAUGUAAACUCAAUUUCAGAAACACCUGGUUUAAACAGUGAGCCUCUGGGAGAUAGAAUGCAGCGCAAAAAGUUGAAGAGAAAAGAUGGGAGUUCUUCUCGUUCGAAAGAAACUCAAAAGAAAGCAAGUGUAAAGGACAUUUUAACAGACGAUUCAGGUACUAAUUAAUCAUUCGAGACGUUCACUGACCGAAAU
Paramuricea clavata is the source of this 6539-nucleotide messenger RNA. The record is from the annotation of a GenBank genome assembly. NCBI's taxonomy places the organism in Eukaryota, Metazoa, Cnidaria, Anthozoa, Malacalcyonacea, Plexauridae.